Molecule: messenger RNA, 2387 nt
Organism: Sipha flava (yellow sugarcane aphid)
Lineage: Eukaryota; Metazoa; Arthropoda; Insecta; Hemiptera; Aphididae
Product: armadillo-like helical domain-containing protein 3
Exons: 15
Coding region: 266-2317 (683 amino acids)
Biological process (GO): regulation of Golgi organization
Cellular component (GO): cytosol
Source: RefSeq, a predicted model, not a curated record
ACAUAAAAAUAAUCUGUCUGGUAUCUGUGGUGCGCGACAGUCGAACACCAACUUCUGUUCCCUUUGGUUAGAAACUGGAACAUUAAUUCGCUGCCUCGGCAAUAAAUUGCAAUAUAAAGUUGGUGUUGUUCGCGUGUACAUCGUCUAACGUCUCAGUUUCGCGAUUUAUUCGUUCUGCCCAAACGUCCAACAGUAAUAACAAUAAACUAAAAUGUUGUCGACCGUACAUUAGUAUUACACUCGUCUUAGUCCAAGUUUUUAAACAAUGGCAUUUCGAAAACGAAGUACAUCUGGAUCCAAGCCACAGCUUAAAGAAAAAGUUGUACAGAUUUAUGAAUCAUUUUUUAAAGGAGAAGAUUUGUCAAAAGAUAAUGAAAAUUUUUGGGAUGAAUUUUUUCUAUUAAAACCUAAAGUAUCAUAUAUUGAGUCCGAAAUAGAAAAAUUAACAGCAGAACAAUUGGUUUUACUCCAAGACAAUAUUAGAUUACUAUUUAUCAAAUGUAUUGAAACAUUUGAUUGCAAACAUCAACUGCGUAUAAUUUUUUCAUUAAAGACAUUGACAUGUUUAGUGAGUAGUUUGUAUAAAAAGUUCAGAAUUGAUCCAACAUUUGAAUUUAUGUCAGUUUUGGUGGUACCAAAAGACUCAGAAAUUGUUUUUGAAAAUUUACUGGGAAAAUGCAAUUCAAUGUUACGUGAACCAGAAUGUGCUAUAAUCAAAGAUUUAUGUCUACAAUUUUUACUGACGUUAGUAAGUGGAACUGACAACCUCAAUGAAAACUCAGCUCUAUGUCAUUUAAUGACAAAUAGUGUUUUUGAACCUUUGACAGAAGUACUUUCAAACAACAUAUACCAAACAUACCAUGGCUAUGACUCCAUAUUACUGUUGACAUUAUUAAUGAAUGUUGAAACUGCGAAAAAGACAAAUCCAUAUGUUGUCAAAUUAUCUCUAUUAGACAAAGAAGAAACAUUAAAUGGUUAUAGUCAGAUAAUAAGAUGGUCAUUGGAGGAAAUUUGUCAACAAUAUCGUUCUGAAGAAAUAGCCCAAUAUUCAAAUAAUACAUGGUUUAAUACAUUUACUACUGUGGUUAGUAAUAUGUUAUUUGUACCAGAGACUACUGAAGAACAUAAUAUUGAAGUACCUCGAGAAAUCAGAUCUAUGAGUGGAAUAUUAAUUGCAUUAUAUGAAGCUGUGCAUUAUAAUCGGAAUUUUAUGACUACUUUAACCCAUUGCCAUAAAUCUAAUAACUACGAGUCACAUCCCAGUGUUAUGCAACAAACACAAUCAAUUUCAACCAAUAUUGAUCUCAAAUCACCAACAGAUAGUCAAUUUUCCAAUCUUCUAGUCACAUUUUUUCAAUACUGUUCAAUUGUUAUGCAAGACAUAAAGAAUGAAGGCAAUGCUAACAACUCGAUGCUAUGUUUUGUGAUAUUGUCAAGUAUCACUGAUGAUCAAUUUGCCAAUUCAUUAAUGCAUGAUAUGAAUUUACAAUUUAAAGUAGAUUUAUAUCGUUUGCCUACUAGACGCUAUAUGUUUGUUCCAGACAAGACACCAAAACCUUUAGCAGCUGCUCUAUUAGAUUUGAUGAUCGAGUUCAUGCUAGGGCACAUGAUGAAAAAAUUACCACUUGAUCAAUACAUGAAAUGUAUAAGCAUAAUUCACCGUAUAAUAUGUUAUCAAAAACGAAAUAGUGUACGCUUAUGUUAUAAUUGGAAAGAUUUAUGGAGUUCUUUAAUUACAUUGUUGAAGUUUCUUAUGACAUAUGAACAUCAACUUUCUCAAGAUAUGAAUAUAUAUGAUUUAGGAAUACAGAUUGUAAACAUAUUUAAUUUGUUUAUUACUUAUGGUGAUAUGCUACUGCCAUCACCAAGCAGUUAUGAUGAAUUAUAUUAUGAAAUAAUUAGAAUGCAUACAGUGUUUGACAAUAUAUAUGUCCUAUCAUCAAGAAACUCAUCAGCUAUCAGUGAGCAUAAGUUAUCGGCCACAAAGUUAUCCAACUGUUUGAUAAAUAUCAGGGCUAUAAUCAAUCAUUAUGUACCGAAAAUAGAUAACUGGUUAGAAAAAAAUUCAGUGACUACACCUGUUGGUGAAGAUAUACUGGAAGUAGUCAGAAACAAUUAUGAUACACUCACACUGAAACUACUUGACUGUUUGGGAAGUUUUGAGCCAAACAAAACCAACCAAGAUUCGUCGAGUUCAUCACUCAUCAAACUUAUGGUCAGCAAAGUUGUCAAAGACACUCGGCAGUCUUUAAAACAUUCCAAUACAGAUCUUCAACAGAUACUACAAAAUUUUUCACUUUACAGUAAUCCCCCAUAAAUAUAUUAAUGUAAGCUUAAACAGUAUUAAAAUUGUAUUUAAAACCUAUUUAUUUAUACUCGAUCAAAUA